UCCGGCAGAAAAGCGUGGGUAUUCCGGGACACUUACGUUACAUCGGACCGUAGACGGAGCAGAAUUGAGCAGGGAGCGCGCACAGUUGAAGACUUUAUAAUAGAUGAACUAGUGAACGGAUAAAUUAUCGUAAUUUCACGCUGUACAGUUUUAAUAGGUACCAAGUACAACCGGAAUAAGUGAACGACACAGACAUGUGUAACCUUGUAGGAAGACACUGGGAGGAUCUGGGUUGGUAGUUCUGUAUGCUGUCGUAACACUUAAAUUGGAUUCUAUUGCAUCUGUAAGAAAGUUUGAGCUGUGGUGCAGCCGGGCAGUUCCAAGAUGGCAUCCAGUCUUACCUGUGCAGGUGUGGUUUGGGCUAUGUUUUCCUUCCUCUGUGCGGCAGCUUCUUGCGUGGGCUUUUUCAUGCCGUACUGGCUCCUUGGGUCGCAGAUGGGCAAGCCAGUGUCCUUUGGAACAUUCCGGCGUUGUUCGUACCCAGUACGGGAUGAAGCCGGUGGUGGGACGGUGAUGUUGGAGCAGUGUGGACGUUAUGCCUCCUUCCAGGGCAUUCCGAGUUUGGAAUGGAGGAUCUGCACCGUGGUGACGGGUACGGGUUGCGGGCUUCUGCUUCUGGUGGCCCUCACGGCGCUGAUGGGAUGUUGCAUCACAGAUCUGAUCUCUCGCACUAUCGGACGGGUGGCUGGAGGGAUACAGUUUGUGGGGGGUUUGCUGAUCGGGUCUGGAUGUGCCUUGUACCCUUUAGGCUGGGACAGCGAGGAGGUCAAGCAAACGUGCAGCAACAGUUCCGACCAGUUUGAUCUUGGCUCUUGUGAGAUCGGAUGGGCGUAUUACUGCACGGGGGCGGGGGCUGUGGUUGCCAUGCUGCUGUGCACGUGGAUGGCGUGCUUCGCUGGGAAGAAACAGAAACAUUACCCUUAUUAAAUGCUACAAAUAUAUGCAUGAUGUGACUUUCACUCUCAAAUCGAGAGAGCUUCAGUGGACUUUGCAAACGUUCUCGCAUACAAGAAGACUAUGUGUGACCGAACUUUGACCUUUCCACAGCAGGAAUCAAUUAAAAUGUGUCCUGUGACUGACCUUUGACCUUGCAAUGGGAUCCUUUUGCAUCCCAAGCGUGUGCCAGUUCAAUUAAAAAGGAAUAUGUUACAAAUGACGUGACCUAAUGGGUUUUGAAAGAUUAAAGCGUAUUUAACGGACCAACUGUUUUACUUUGCAUUUAUCUGUUUUUUAUGUGUAAGUACAGUUCCUGGUGGCUUCAGUUGUUGGUACGGUGUGUUUUUUGUGUGUGUGUGUGUGUGUGUGUGUGUGUGUGUGUAUUAUAAUAAUCUAUUAUAUAUUAUGUAUUCAUGUUCUGUUGCUGGGCUGUUAUUGCCUUAAAUAUUUCCACUGCAAUAAUAUUAAUCGUAAGUGGACUGUGCAUUUGUAUUUUGUUUGCCAAUAUAUUGUGUCUAAUAUAGUCUGUCGUUUGGUAUUGUAAAAUAUAAACAUUUUACAUAACAGAUGCAUAAUUUCCCUUCACUUUUCCCUUAUAAUUGUCCAUUACAGUAUAUUUCACCACAUUUGGAAAUAAAUAUUGUGGUUUGAAAAAUCGCAGUUGCAUAAAUGAAGACUGUAUUAAAAAACAAAAAAACAUUUAUUUUAAA
Molecule: messenger RNA, 1646 nt
Organism: Triplophysa rosa
Lineage: Eukaryota; Metazoa; Chordata; Actinopteri; Cypriniformes; Nemacheilidae
Gene: lhfpl6
Product: LHFPL tetraspan subfamily member 6
Exons: 4
Coding region: 325-927 (200 amino acids)
Cellular component (GO): membrane
Source: RefSeq, a predicted model, not a curated record